Molecule: messenger RNA, 1853 nt
Organism: Paramecium sonneborni
Lineage: Eukaryota; Ciliophora; Oligohymenophorea; Peniculida; Parameciidae
Source: the annotation of a GenBank genome assembly
AUGUUUAAUAUAAUACUAUUUCAAAUUAUCACAACAAACUUUGCAUUUCCAGAUGUAUCACUCUAAUUUGGUACAAUAAUACCAAAAUAAAAAGACCCUGAAGAAAAUCUUCCUUAAACUGUUUAUAAAGAUAAUCAACUUAGUUAAUAUUUUGAUUAUGAUCAAUUUCCACUAUUAUCAUGUUGUCCUACUAAUCUAACUAAAUACAAAAUUGAUACUUUAUCUAUUCAUGGUCAUGCAAGUUAGAAAUUUACAUUACCCUUAACAAUCAUUAAUAAUGAAAAUAAAACUAUUUUUUUGAGAUAAUUAACUAUAACAGACUAUUUAGAUUAUUAAGAUAUUCCUGUUGCUCCUAAAUUAUCUACUUUACCUAUUAUAGAACCUCAUUAAAGAAUUGUUGUUGAUUUUAUUCAUAAUUGCGAAAGAAAAGUUAAUAAUUCUAAUUACUGGAGUAUUUAAAAUGUUUUCAUUAGAUUUCAAGAUUAUUAAGGUAUUAAUUUCUAAUAUUAAUUUAUUUGCGAUAGCAAUUAUCAUCCUAAAAGGUAUUUAUAAAUAUUAUUUUUUAGAUUUGAUUGGAGUAAUAUUAUUUUAAUAACCUUUGAUUCUGUUGUUAUUAUUAUAUUAGCAACUUUCGGGAAAAUUUAUUCAUUUAGAAUAGCUUUUGUGACACCAGCUAAAAGAAGAUAAUUUUAAGAGCAAAAUAUCCAAAAUGUUGAUCUAACUCCUUUUUAAGGAUUCUAUUUAUAUUGGCCUUAAGCUUUAGGAUAUAUGGGAUUAUUAUUAAUUGCAUUAUUUACUUCCAUGACUUAUUAAGAAAAAGCAGAGAAAAUUAUCAAAAUAUUGAUCUAUUUUAUUUGUGCUCUCACUUCAUUCCAUUUUUUCAAUGAAAUUUUUGGUAAAUUCAGAAAUACUCUUACAUUUUUAGCAGAAAAGAUUUAUUGUUUAAAAGUUAGGGAUUAUUUAUCAAUAUUUUUUUCAACUUUGCUGAUAUUUUUUUAUCUUUAUUAUGAUUAACCAUGGUUUGUAUGUAUUAUUAAAUAAUAUCUUUUAGGUUAGUAAUCUUUUAUCAAUAUGUAUUUUAGGAUCCUUGAUUAAAUUAUUUAAAAUAACAUCAUUAAAAGAUGCCCUUUAAUUUUUUAUACCCAUUAUGAUUGUGGAUAUAUUUUGUUCUAUUUAUUUAAGUUAAACAGUCAGAUAUGAAUGGGAUAGUGUUGCAUUAAGAUACUUCAAUACUCCACUUUCAGCAUAAUUUCCUUAUUUUCGUUAUAUUUACAAAAAAAAAUGUGCAUGGGUUUCUAUUUUCAAUUUGCUAUUUCCUGGUAAACUAUUUAUACAAAAAAUAAGGCUUCUUUUUGGGAUAUGUUAAUAGGUUUGAUAAACAUAAGUAAACAUACGUAUAUGAAAUUAUUGCUUUCUUUGGUUUAUUAGUUGGACUCAUUUUAUGGGUUCUCAUUCAAUAUAUAUUUUCAUUUCCUUUACCAACGUAAAUAAAAUAUAUUAAAAUUAGAUCUAUCUUUACCGAAGUUUUGAUGAUCCUCACUACCACCCUAGUUGCUGUUUAAAGGAAUGAAUUCAAUAUUUUUUAUUCUGGUAACUUUUAUGAUCAGAUACUUAUGGAUCCAUUCAAAAAUGAUGUUGCACUUUAAGAACCAACGACGUUAGAAAUGUUUGGAUUAGGAGCUACUACUUAAGUAAUUAAGAAGGACACUACAUAAUAAUAAGAUUUAGUCUAUAGAGGAGAAUAAGGAUUAGUUUUAAAUAGUCAACUUUUUGUAGGUUUGGCUUCAAUUAAUCGUCCAUAAUAAUAAAGCAUUCUAUAAUUCAAAUAAUAAAACCAUUACCAUAAUUUUUGA